Hevea brasiliensis (rubber tree) is the source of this 4802-nucleotide messenger RNA. RefSeq names its product pleiotropic drug resistance protein 1. Lineage: Eukaryota; Viridiplantae; Streptophyta; Magnoliopsida; Malpighiales; Euphorbiaceae. The coding region runs from base 127 to 4470 and encodes 1447 amino acids. The record is from RefSeq and is a predicted model, not a curated record. Gene Ontology annotation, cellular component: membrane. The transcript has 24 exons. Gene Ontology annotation, molecular function: ABC-type transporter activity; ATP binding; ATP hydrolysis activity.
UUGGUAAACAGCAGAAACACAUUUCUCCUGUUGAGUUUUUCUAUAGCGUUAGACCAGAAGUCAAAACCAUAAGAAGGACCUGAGCUUUGGCGAGCUUUAGCUGUUACCUUGUUGCCGGUCCUAUCAAUGGAGAGUGAUCUUCAUGGAGCAGGAAGCACUUUGCAAAGAGGCAACUCUUGGACAUGGAGCAAUGCUACAAAAAUUGUUUCAGGUUCUUGUCGAAGUCAAGAGGAUGAUGAUGAAGAGGCUCUAAAAUGGGCUGCACUAGAGAAACUACCUACCUAUGAUCGUUUGAAGAACGGUUUACUAACUACUUCAGAUGGUAGAGUCACUGAGAUCAAUGUACAGAAUAUUGGGCUGCAAGAAAGGAAGAAUUUGCUUGACAGGUUGGUGAAAGUAGCUGAGGAGGAUAAUGAGAAGUUCUUGUUGAAGCUCAGGAACCGUAUCGAUAGAGUUGGGAUUCAGGUUCCUACGACUGAAGUCCGAUUUGAGCAGCUUAAUGUUGAAGUAGAAUCCUAUGUAGGAAGCAGAGCUCUGCCUACAUUCUUUAACUAUUCUGCUAAUAUUGUGGAGGGUCUCUUGAAUUUUGUCCACAUUCUUUCGAGCAAAAAGAAACGACUUCAUAUCCUUAAGGAUGCUAGUGGCAUCAUCAAGCCAUCAAGAAUGACCUUGCUUUUGGGUCCUCCAAGUUCUGGAAAGACAACAUUUUUGUUGGCUUUGGCUGGAAAGCUUGAUCCUGCUAUGAAGUUUUCAGGGAGGGUGACUUAUAAUGGCCAUGACAUGAAUGACUUUGUGCCCCAGAGGACUGCUGCCUAUAUCAGUCAACAUGAUCUCCAUGCUGGAGAAAUGACUGUGAGGGAAACCUUGGCCUUUUCUGCAAGAUGCCAAGGUGCUGGCACCCGUUAUGACAUGUUAGCAGAGUUAUCAAGAAGAGAAAAAGCAAUGAAUAUUAAGCCUGAUCCUGAUAUUGAUAUCUUCAUGAAGGCAACAUCAACAGAUGGUCAGCGGGCCAGUAUGGUCACAGACUAUAUUCUAAGGCUUUUAGGACUGGAGGUUUGUGCAGAUACAAUGGUGGGGGAUGAAAUGCUACGUGGCAUUUCAGGAGGACAAAGGAAGCGCGUUACCAUAGGUGAGAUGCUGGUUGGACCAGCCAAGGUGUUGUUUAUGGAUGAAAUAUCAACUGGCUUGGACAGCUCCACAACUUACCAAGUUAUGAAGUCACUCAAACAAUACAUUCACAUUCUUCAUGGAACAGCUCUCAUCUCUCUCCUCCAGCCAGCACCAGAGACUUAUGAUCUUUUUGAUGACAUUAUUCUCCUGUCAGAUGGCUUGAUUGUGUACCAGGGCCCUCGUGAACAAGUGCUUGAUUUUUUCGAAUGCAUGGGCUUCAAGCUUCCUGAAAGGAAAGGGGAGGCUGAUUUUUUGCAACAAGUGACAUCAAGGAAAGAUCAGAAGCAAUAUUGGGCACGCAGAGAUGUGCCUUACAGAUUUGUCACAGCCAACGACUUUGCUGAGGCAUUCCAGUCAUUCACUGUAGGAAGGAGACUUGGAGAUGAGCUAGCAAUUCCAUUUGACAAGGCCAAGAGCCACCGAGCUGCCUUGACAACUAGAAAGUAUGGCAUUAGUAAGAAAGAGCUUUGUAAAGCUUGCUUCUCAAGAGAAUUCCUACUAAUGAAGAGGAACUCAUUUUUCUACAUCUUCAAGUUCUGUCAGUCGAUAACAGUGGCAUUAAUUUUAAUGUCACUCUUCCUGCGAACGGAGAUGCAUCGAGAUUCAGUGACUGAUGGAGAAAUUUAUGUGGGUGCCAUGGCCUACAUUGUGACCUUGAUCGUAUUUAAUGGUAAUGCUGAGAUUCCCAUGACAAUUUCAAAGCUUCCUGUCUUUUACAAGCAAAGGGACCUGCUAUUCUAUCCUGCAUGGGCAUAUGCUCUUCCCACAUGGAUCCUUAAAGUCCCAAUUACAUUCAUAGAAGUUGCUGUUAUGGUAUUCAUUACCUACUAUGCCAUUGGAUUUGAUCCAAAUGUUGGAAGGUUGUUUAGGCAAUGCCUCGUGCUUGUAAUCGCUAACCAGAUGGCUGCUGGAUUAUUCCGAUCCAUUGCUGCAGCAAGCAGGAAUAUGUUUGUAGCUAAUAACUUUGGUUCAUUUGUGCUGCUCUUGAUUUUCACUUUGAGUGGAUUUGUCCUGUCAAGAGAUGACAUAAAAAAAUGGUGGGCAUGGGGUUACUGGAUGUCUCCAAUGAUGUAUGGCCAGAAUGCAGUUGUAGUUAAUGAGUUCCUUGGAAAGAGUUGGAGCCAUGUUCUUCCCAGUUCAACGGAGCCAUUAGGAGUAGAGGUUCUGAAGUCUCGUGGGUUCUUCACACAAUCAUAUUGGUAUUGGCUUGGAGUUGGUGCAUUGCUUGUAUUCACACUGGUAUAUAACUUCUUAUAUGUUGCAGCCCUCACUUUAUUCAACCAUAAUUUUUUUGCAGCAUCUGAUAAUCAUCAGCCAGUUAUAUCAGAAGAACCUCCAGACCAUGAACAUGGUAGAAAGGGAGGAACCAUUCCAACGAAACCUAAAAGUAGCUCGAGUCGCCAAACAAACACUGAUAGUGGAGAUGAAAUUAUGAGAAGUGAGUCCUCCAGGUCCAUUCAUAAAAAGAAAAAAGGAAUGAUACUUCCAUUUGAGCCACAUUCUCUAACAUUCAACGAAAUUACCUACUCCGUUGACAUACCACAGGAGAUGACAAAACAGGGUGUCCAUGAAGAUAAGCUGGUACUAUUAAAGGGUGUUAGUGGUGUUUUUAGGCCUGGUAUUCUGACAGCUCUAAUGGGAGUUAGUGGUGCUGGUAAAACCACUCUGAUGGAUGUGCUAGCUGGUAGGAAAAUUGGUGGAUAUAUUGAGGGGAACAUCACAGUUUCUGGUUACAAAAAGAAGCAAGAAACAUUUGCGAGAAUUUCUGGCUAUUGUGAGCAAAAUGAUAUUCACUCUCCACAUGUUACUGUCUAUGAGUCCUUGGUCUACUCAGCUUGGCUUCGUCUCCCCCGUGAAGUAGACGCAGAAACCAGAAAGAUUUUCAUUGAGGAAGUCAUGGAGCUUCUGGAACUGAAUUCACUGAGGCAAGCAUUAGUCGGAUCGCCUGGUGUAAAUCACAUGUCAAUUGAACAACGUAAGCGACUAACCAUUGCUGUUGAGUUGGUGGCAAACCCCUCGAUCAUUUUUAUGGAUGAACCAACCUCAGGGCUAGACGCAAGAGCUGCUGCACUUGUCAUGAGGACAGUUAGGAACACAGUGGACACUGGAAGAACGGUUGUCUGCACCAUCCAUCAGCCAAGCAUUGACAUCUUCGAAUCUUUUGAUGAGCUAUUCCUGUUGAAGCGGGGAGGAGAAGAGAUGUACGUUGGGCCACUGGGUUGUCAUUCUUGCCAUCUAAUAAAAUACUUUGAGGGAAUUGAAGGAGUCAGUAAGAUCAAAGAUGGUUAUAAUCCAGCAACUUGGAUGUUGGAAGUAACAACCCAAGCACAAGAAGUAACUUUGGGGGUUGAUUUUGCUGAUAUAUACAAGAACUCAGAACUUUACAGGAGAAACAAAGAACUAAUUAAGGAACUAAGUAAGCCUGCUCCUGGUUCAAGGGACCUCUAUUUCUCUACUCAAUACUCACAGUCAUUUCUCACCCAGUGUUUGGCAUGCUUAUGGAAACAACAUCGAUCAUACUGGCGCAACCCACCAUACACAGCUGUGAGACUUCUUUUCACAACAUUUACUGGCUUGAUCCUUGGGACAAUGUUCUGGGAUCUUGGCUCCAAGACGACAAAGCGACAAAAUCUUUUUAAUGCAAUGGGUUCAAUGUUCGAUGCUGUUAUGUUCCUCGGGACGCAGAAUGGAUCAACUGUGAUGCCUGUUGUAGCUAUCGAAAGAACAGUUUUCUACAGAGAAAGAGCUUCGGGAAUGUACUCAGCUUUUCCAUAUGCCUUUGCACAAGUUGCAAUUGAGAUUCCAUAUAUUUUUGUUCAAGCUGCAGUUUAUGGUGUUAUAAUAUAUACAAUGAUUGGAUUUGAAUGGACAGCCUCUAAGUUCUUUUGGUAUCUGUUCUUCACCUUCUUCUCAUUUUUACACUUCACCUUCUAUGGGAUGAUGGCUAUGGCCUUGUCACCAAACCAGCAUUUUGCAUCCACCAUCAAUGUUGCAGUUUAUGGAAUGUGGAACCUAUUUUCAGGAUUCAUGAUCCCACAACCUAGGAUCCCUGUGUGGUGGAAAUGGUACUAUUGGAUAUGCCCUGUAGCUUGGACCUUAAACGGAUUGAUUACAUCACAAUAUGGAGAUUUAAAGCAUAAACUCGAAACAGGGGAAACAGUGGAGCAUUUCUUGAGAGAAUAUUUCGGUUUUAAUCAUGAUUUUCUGGGAGCAGUUGCAGCUUUGGUUAUUGGAUUUGCAGUGCUAUUUGCUGUCACUUUUGCAGUUUCCAUCAAGGUUUUUAAUUUCCAGAGGAGAUAAAUUACAUAACAAGGUUAAACUUGUAUGGUCGGGGUUGGGAAUAAACUGGUGUGGUUCGUGGUGCUUCAACUCUAUAUUAAGAAUUGGAUCUUGAAGUUGAUUUGUGGAGUCCCUCUCUUGGGGUAACCUUAAAAGUAUAGAUCAUAAUAAGGCUUUCCACCAUGUAUGGUCCGCUGCAUGAAAAAACUGGAUUGUUUGAUUUGAGAAUCUACUACUCAUUUGAUUGUAGCUUCAUAAGCCCAAGGGAACACCCCUAUUGAGCUUGCUAGUUGCUACCAACCACAAAUUAAAGCUGCUUUUUUGGGAUAUGGUUAAUAAAUAAUUAAGACGUA